Messenger RNA from Exophiala xenobiotica, 1917 nucleotides. RefSeq lists its product as uncharacterized. The record is from RefSeq and is a predicted model, not a curated record. The coding region runs from base 1 to 1917 and encodes 638 amino acids. The transcript has a single exon. NCBI's taxonomy places the organism in Eukaryota, Fungi, Ascomycota, Eurotiomycetes, Chaetothyriales, Herpotrichiellaceae.
AUGGGUGAAUCCCGACCAACAAUGGACCGUACAAAACGGCCAUGCCGCAUCGCCAAUUGUUCCGGAGCCCGUGGUGACCCGGGGUAUCAGAUGCGGCGGCAGGCAACCUACGGACAAGUCGAUUUCAUCACCGGGGACUAUCUUGCCGAAAUGAAUUUGGCUGAGAAUGCCGAGAAACUGGCAUUGGGCCGGCAUGAUGGCUGGGAACCGACCGCUUGGGACGGCCUGGAGCAGACCCUCGACAUCAUCAAGGACAAGUGCAUAAAAAUCGUCAUUAAUGGGGGUGCUUUGAACCCAAGAGGACUGGCGAAGAAAACACAGAAGUUCAUCAACAACAGGGGUCUUGAUCUGAAGGUCGCGUAUGUCUACGGAGAUGACUUGAUGCAAGAAAUCAGAAGUGGGUUGGAGAGAACAGGAAAGCUGCCGCAGCACCUCGACGAGGAGAAUGAACACGUGUCCUUGGCCCAAAAUGCUACGGCGUUGCUGGACCUGGAUGGGAAGCCCAUCGUAAGUGCGCAUGCUUACCUUGGAGCCCGAGCCAUCGUCAAAGGGCUUGAACUAGGAGCGGAUGUCAUCAUUUGUGGAAGAGUCGCAGACGCAAGUCCGGUCAUAGGCGCGGCGUGGUUUUGGCACAAAUGGUCUGACAAAGACUACGACAGACUUGCAGGGGCGCUUGUUGCCGGCCACUUGAUCGAAUGCUCUGCAUAUGUGACAGGCUCGAACUUUUCGGGAUUCGAUGAGUACCCCUUGAGCACCUUUGUGGACCUUGUGUAUGGCAUUGCAGAAGUCGCCGACGAUGGGACUGCAGUCAUCACCAAACAUGAGAACACGAACGGGCUCAUCAACGAAGACAACGUCAAAUGCCAGUUCCUGUAUGAAUUGCAAGGCGCAAUAUAUCUCAAUUCCGACGUGUCCGCGAAUAUCAGUGAUAUCAAGAUCGAGCAAGUUGGCAAGAAUCGUGUCAGACUCUCAAACGUCAAAGGAUAUCCUCCCCCUCCGACGACGAAACUAGCCAUCUUCUACCAUGGUGGAUUCGAGGCACAGCUGUUGAUCAACGCAACUGGAUAUGCGACCAAGGAAAAGUUUCAACUGUUCGAAAAACAGCUGCGAUAUGAUCUGCAGCAAAAAGGACUCCUGGAUAAGUUCCAGUUGCUGGAUUUCCAGGUCCUAGGCAUUCCAGAGGCCAAUCCACGGUCACAAUUUGCCAGUACCACAUAUUGUCGAGUCUUCGUGCAAGCAGACGCCGAGACGACCAUCUAUGGCUUGCUGAAAUGCUGGAGCGAGAUUGGAAUGCAACAUUUCUCCGGCAUGCAUCUAUCGUUGGACACAAGAACAGCGUUCCCACGACCGUACCUCGCUUUCUAUCCGGCGCUUUACCCGCAGGACAGGUUACAGGAGGGUGUGGCCAUUUUGUCUGCCGAUGCCGAGGCCGAGGAUGUACAAGUUGCAGAUGCAGGCCAUCCUCCCAGAUACCAGAAAUUGGAACCUAGGGAGAGUUAUGAGACUGCCCAACCAUUUGGACUUGCAUCAUUUGGAUCAACAUGCGAAGGUCGACUGGGCGACAUCUGUCUUGCCCGGUCAGGAGACAAGGGUGCCAAUAUCAACUUUGGAAUCUUCGUUCGUUGUGCAGAGCAUUACCCUUGGUUACAAUCCUUCAUGACUCGCGCCAGACUGCAAGAAGUCAUGGGUCAAGAUUGGAGAGGUGAUUUCUACAUUGAGAGAGUGGAGUUUCCGAACAUCUGGGCCGUUCACUUUGUGAUUUAUGGGCCUCUUGGCCGGGGCGUGAGUAGUUGUCGAUUGCUUGACAGCUUGGGCAAGGGAUUUGCGGACUACAUCCGUGACAAGGUGGUUGAUGUACCGAAAAGGUUUCUGGAUGAUGUGCUGAAAAUCAAGCGCCAAAGGAGGGCUAUGCUGUGA